This is a messenger RNA of Cuscuta europaea, 1551 nucleotides long. NCBI's taxonomy places the organism in Eukaryota, Viridiplantae, Streptophyta, Magnoliopsida, Solanales, Convolvulaceae. The record is from the annotation of a GenBank genome assembly.
UUUCUUCCGUGCGUACAACCUAUUUAGUUAUAUUUCAGUAAACUUGAUUUUAACUUUCCACUUUUACCCUUCACCUAUUUAUUAAAACCCCAAAUCAAUUCACGUUGGCUUCCAGAGAUUUCUUUUCUUCCGUCAAUUAAACAUUCACCGCUCAGAAGUUCAUCUCCAUCUUCAUCGUUCGGUGCCCUGUCUCAACUCCAAAACCGCCGCUACCAAUCAUCGAUGCUUCUCCGUCGGUAACCCGCCGCCGCCGCACCAGAUUCUGAAAUCAAAAUAUACGUUUUAGAUCUGGAAAAUUAAGCUGAUACGCAAUCCAGAUUCCAGAAUUAGGGCAGCGGCGCACCAGGCCCUUCUUAUUCUCCCCUCCUCCUUGCGGAUGUACUUGAGUCUUACGCUAAUCUUCGGUCUUAGUUUUGGAAGAUCCGUACGUUUUGCUCCUACUUGUUGAAAUCUCCCAUGAGAUAUUAAAGUGAUAGCUAGCAGAGACACCAGGAAAUUCAAGCAAAAUGAAUGUCAGUCAGCAAGUAGUCAGGUACUUAUGGUGUGAAGAGUAAAAUGGGAGGACCCUUUGAUAAAUGAAGCAUCGCCUUGACACUAAUGUUAGGAUUUUGGAUCCAAUCAUGUAGCAGUUUCCCACGCUCACAUAUGUUGAUUUCUAUGAUCGAGGUGAUCUAUUCAGGGACCUUGGCGUCACUCCAGCCCACCAUAGCAAAUAGCGACCCAAACAUCACUCCAGUUCAACAUUUGUGUAGAAAUGGCCGCAAUGUUUGGUUUGGUUAGGGAUAUAUGUCUUCAGUCAACAACAUGGGGUUUAAGGUUACGGCUGGUGUGCAUGUACUAUUCGCGAAGUGAAGAAGGCGAAAUAAGGAGUCUUGAGUGUGUGUUUCACAGCAAAGAGGGAGAUCGUAUCCAUGGAACCAUUCGAAGCUUUCUAAUAGCACAAUAUAAGGAUGCAAUGAAAGAGGGAGAAGUUUAUGCCAUUGACAAUUUUGUUGUAGCAAUUGAUGGAAAGAAAUACAAGACAACUACAAACAAGUAUAAGAUAAUUUUUCUCCCAAAAUCUCAUAUUAGGGUACACGAUGAGCCGGGGUUCUUGAACGAAGUGUAUCAAUUCAAAUCUUUUUAAAGUGUGCUGACAACAAAUAUUCCAGAUGCAUGAAACUGAAAUAUUUGAGAGGUAUUGAAGAUGUGAUGGUGAAGUGAUUGUCACAUAAGACCACACAAGUUUUGCUGCAAGAUAAUGAAAUGAAGCAGAUACAGUGCACGUUUUGGGGCAACUAUAUCGAAGAAGUAAAUCCGCAUUUGGAUAACAAUGCGACUGAACUAAUGAUAUGUCUUUCGCAGUUCUGUCGUGUGAAUGUGUUUAAUGGUUUGUUCUGGAAUUACACGAAUAUAUUUACAUAAUUCGAAAAUAAAUAUUUGAGAAUAUUUGUUGUUGCAAAUGACAUUGGUAUUGGGUGGGUUGUGUAGUUGCACCACAUUUGACAACCUCAUUUCAUAUUACAAAGGUUAUCAUCAAUGAAACGGGUGAUGAGUUCAAACGUUUUAAGC